ACAGGUGGCGGGGGAAGAAUUCGUUUCGCGUCUGUCGCUUUUAAACAACGCGAUUUCAGACACGAUUGCAACCAAGGGGAUGCGCCGCGAAAUCUUCUUUCAAAGUGUUUCUUUUUUGUUCGUCGUCGUCUUCUCCGUCGUGUCGUGCCUGCCGUUCUUGGUUUCUUCUCCAACUACUUACCCGUUCCUCCAACAACGGGCGACCGCUGUUUCCCUCCUCCCUCUCGUCCUCUCUUCUGUUUCUCUCUCUCUCUUCUCCGUCCCCCCACCCGCCGCCGUGCGCGCAGCGGAUGUGAGGCUGCCGUGACAGGGAGGGCUGCCGCGACAGGGAGGAGCUCGCAUCGUCGCAGCGUCAGGCGCAAUGGCUUCCCCCCGCUCCUGACCAUGCAUUCCAGGCUGUUCAAGAGGCUCGUGAAGAGGAUCAUGUGACAACGCCUUGCCGUCGUCUCGAUCGUCGCGCGCUGCGGAGAAAAUAGUGUGCGGGAUGGAUGGCUUCAUUUCGUCGUGGAUGGUGUUCGUCGCGCUGGCACUUCAUCUUGCCGUGGAUGGCUGCUCGGCUAUCAACUUUGAAGGGGCAGCGCUGCUCAAGUUCCAGUCAAGGGUGGAGGAGGAUCCACACGGCGCUAUGGCAGGUUGGAGCCCGCGCAACGGCGAUCCCUGCAGCUGGGACGGCGUCCGCUGCGUUGAUGGCAGGGUUGUGAUGCUGAAUCUGAAGGGUCUAUCGUUAAGAGGCACCCUUGGUCCAGAGCUAGGAACUCUUAGCCAUCUGAGGGCUCUUGUACUCUCCAAUAACUUUUUCAGUGGACCGAUACCUAAGGAAUUGAGUGCUCUUGCAAUGUUGGAGAUACUGGAUUUAAGCAGCAACAACUUGAGCGGGGAAGUUCCACAGGAGAUAGCAGAAAUGCAAUCACUUAAGCAUCUGUUGCUUUUCAACAACAGCUUUCGAUGGCCUCUGAUCCAAAAUUCCUAUGGAAACUUUGAUCAGGAAAAUGAUUUUGAUAUCUAUGAUUAUAUUGGGAGGGGUAAUAUGAAUCAAGGAGCUGAGAAUGGGUUCGAAUCUGGUUCUUCAUCAGAGGAGAACAAAAAGGACACCAGCAAUCUUUCUGCUCAACUUCCUUCACAAUAUGCAGCAAGAAAUCCAGCUGCACAUUUUAGCGAGCGCAGAUUACUUCAGGACAGCAAUCUUGCUGCACCUUCUUCUGCAAAUGCUCCUGUUCCAGCUGCUGUUCCUGUUCCUUCCACUGGAACUGGCUCGUUUUCAGCAUUUAGUCCCAACAGUGCACCUGCACCAGCUGUAAAUCCCCCAGAUAGUCCACCGACAGUCCCCAAUACUGCAACAGAAGAAGUUCCAAAAGGAAGAUCCAUAAAAUGGGUUAUCAUUGUGCUUCCAUUGGUUGCAAUUUUGCUUAUCGUCAUCACAUGUAUGCUUUUGCUAUGCCGCACCAAGUCAGGGACAACAAUAGGUCCAUGGAAGACAGGACUCAGUGGUCAGCUCCAAAAGGCAUUUGUGACAGGAGUACCCAAGUUGCAGCGCUCUGAGCUUGAAGGUGCCUGUGAGGACUUCAGUAACAUUGUGGCAAGCUAUCCACAAUACACCGUCUAUAAGGGAACCUUAUCAAGUGGCGUUGAGAUAGCUGUAGUAUCAACCAUGAUUACCUCUAGCAAAGAUUGGUCAAAACAUUCUGAAGGGAGAUUCAGAAAAAAGAUAGACUCACUCUCGCGACUUAAUCAUAAGAACUUUAUCAACCUGCUUGGAUACUGUGAAGAGGAAGAGCCUUUCAUGAGGAUGAUGGUAAUAGAAUAUGUGCCCAAUGGAACACUCUACGAACACCUCCAUGUUGAGGGAUUUGAUCCUAUUGAUUGGAAUGGUAGGAUGAGGAUCAUUAUGGGAGUAGCAUACUGCACUCAACACAUGCAUGAGCUCAACCCCCCUAUAACACACCCAGACAUAAAGUCAAGUGCCAUAUUGCUAUCUGAGGAUGGAGCUGCAAAGAUAGCAGACUUGAGCGUGUGGCAUGAAGUAUAUUCCAGAGGAAAUAUUCCCAAGGAUGAUGACUUUGUUGAUCACCAUGAGCCAGUAGCAGCUGAUAUGGCUGGGAAUGUGUACAGUUUCGGUCUACUCAUGCUGGAAAUCAUCUCAGGAAAGCCUUCAUAUUCUGAACAAAAGGGCUCACUUGCGAACUUGGCUUUGGAGUGCAUUAGGGACAACCGGAGCAUGUCUUGUUUGCUUGAUCCUAACUUGAAGGAUCACAAAGAAAAGGAUCUAGAAAUCAUAUGUGAGUUGGUUCAGGACUGUAUCCAAAGUGAUCCGAAGAAGAGACCAACUAUGAGAGAGGUCACCACUAGAUUGCGUGAAGUACUAUCAAUUUCACCAGAGGCAGCAACGCCUCGGUUGUCUCCACUUUGGUGGGCAGAGCUUGAGAUCCUUUCAGUUGAAGCAAGCUAGCGAAAUGUUCAUUCUUACAGAAAAACUGAGGUUCUGUGCAUACUGUAAUGCAACCCUGUACAUCUCUGUUGUAUGUUUCCAUCUUGUGCUGUAAUUUUGGUGUCUGCUUGUUACGUUCUCCUCCUCCCCUUGAAUUUAAUUGGCAGGUUCAUCUUUCUCAUUUCUUCUUCGGCUUCCCUCUGUAUACUAAACCUACAUGUGGUGGAAGUAGAAUGCCUCAUGCGAUCCUAGGACUGAUUGUAAUCAGGAAAUGUGCAAUGUACCAUUCUUUUACGGAAAUAUAUAUUCUUUGAAUGUUGAU
This is a messenger RNA of Panicum hallii, 2747 nucleotides long. Its product is annotated as protein MALE DISCOVERER 1-like. NCBI's taxonomy places the organism in Eukaryota, Viridiplantae, Streptophyta, Magnoliopsida, Poales, Poaceae. The transcript has 13 exons. Bases 485 to 2446 code for a protein of 653 amino acids. Gene Ontology annotation, molecular function: ATP binding; protein kinase activity; protein binding. The record is from RefSeq and is a predicted model, not a curated record. Gene Ontology annotation, biological process: protein phosphorylation.